GACUAAAUCUUACGCCUGGUCAAAGGUAGGUGUAAAGUGAGAAGUCUUGACUUGUUUCCAUGGUGAAAAUAAAGAUAAAUAAAAAUGUUGAGAUGAUGGCGCGUCUGGUAUACAGGCUACAUAAUCAGCGGGUUUUCCGGUGUAAAAGAGUAAUGAGAGACCGGACCAAUCCGCUAGAUGCUAGAUGUAUAGAGACAGAAAGGUUUAUUUUCAGCAGGUUGCAUAUACUUUCCGAAUAGCUCAAUAAUUUUUCUUGUUUCACAAUCUGAGUAAUCUUUUUUUUCGGCUCAGCAAUCAUUUUUUAUCUAUUUGUUGGAGCCAAUAAAUUCAAAUUGAUAACCAUAGUAACGAGAACAGCGUCUCAACUAACAGUGCUUUAGAACAUGUCGGUGUGUACGCGCAUCGUCUACGCUAAGCGUACCUGCGCCUAGUCGUAGUUUUAGAUGGUGCAACAGGUGUAAAUAUUCAUCAGAAAGCUGGACGUAACUAAGUCCAGCGUAGAGCUUACACCCAACUUUUUUAUGUCCAGCUGGUGCAACCAACCCCUGAUGCUCUGACAACUCUGAGAAAAGAUGAAAACAAGGAUUGAGUCUAAUCAUCAUGAGUUCAAUCCAGAUCACUCAGAAAUAUAUUAGGAAUGAAAGAAGGAAAACUGUAAGCUGAACUCUGAAAUCAGUCCAGAUGAAUCACAUCAUUACUGUAAAUGUCAGAAUUGCUGGAGUUUCUUUGUUCAGUGGUUCAUGCUGCUCGUCCUGAUCUAGAAAGUAUCCUGACAUGAUAAACCAUGUUUUUCUACAUGAACUGUGGUAAUACCAUGCUCUGAAUUCAUCAUGUAGUGUUGUGGAGAAUAAUGUCAGUGUUUUCUUCCUAUAUCUGUCAUGUGAUCGUCCCGCUGCUGCUCUCAGUGCUGUAAUGAACACAAAUAAUUCAAUAUAUUAAUAUACUUCACUUUCAUCAGAGCAGAGAGAGUCAAUGAUGAAGUGUUUCAAUAGAGGACGUCAAACACUCUCAUGAGCUUCUGCAUCGAGCAGCACAUUCAUAGACGAGCGACCUAUGCAAGUUAUAGAUGACCUUUCAUCUUCCUGAAAGAUGAGCCAAUCUAUCUCGAUUAUGACCUGACAAACACAGCAAACCUCCUGUUGAAGUAACUAAGAUAUAUGUGACACUAUUAUAAAGAUGGAGUUUAUUAAAGAGGAGAGUGAAGACAUGAGGAUUGAAGCAACAUUCACAGUGAAACAAGAAGAAACUGAGGAACAAACAGACCUGAUGGCACUGAAAGAGGAGAAUGAAGCACUAAAUGAAAUGGAAGAGAGAGAUCAAUUUAACAAUCAUCAUGAUUUCAUUACUGGAGAAAAAUCUUUUAGUCGCUCACAGAUUGAAAACACUUCCUCAAGAAAAACAGCUCAAAAGGCUGGUACUAGAACUCAUUUUAUCUGCCAACAGUGUGGAAAGAGUUUCAGUACAACAGGAAACCUUGAAUUCCACAUGAAGUUUCACAGUAGAGAGAAGCAUUACACCUGCUCUCAGUGUGGAAAGAGUUUCAAUCAUGAAGAACACUUUCAAGGCCACAUAAGAAUUCACAUUAUAGAGACGUCACUCACCUGUCAACAGUGUGGAAAAAGUUUCACACGAAAAAGGAACCGUGACAGGCAUAUGAACAUUCACUCUGGAGAGAACUCCUACACAUGCCUUGAGUGUGGAAAAAGUUUCAAACGUAAAGAACACUUUGAAAACCACAAAAGAAUUCACACUGGAGAGAAGCCAUUUGCCUGCCAACAGUGUGGAAAAAGUUUCAGACUAAAAAAGGACCUUGACAGGCACAUGAAUAUUCACACAGGGGAGAACCCCUACACAUGCCUUCAGUGUGGAAAAAGUUUCAGACAAAAAAGGAACCAUGCCAGGCACAUGAUUAUUCACUCUGGAGAGAACCCCUACAAAUGCCUUCAGUGUGGAAAGAGUUUCCAACAGAAAGGACACUUUGAAGACCAUAAAAGAAUUCACACUAGAGUUAAACCAUUCCUCUGACAACAGUGUUGAAAGAGUUUCAAUAUGAAAGGAAACCUUAAAUUUCACAUAAGACUUCACUCCUGGGAAAAAAACCCUACACGUGCCCUCAGUGUGGAAAUUGUUGCAAUCAGAUAGGACUAGGGUUGGGAACUGAAAACCGGCUCUCAUCUGGAACCAGUAUUGUUUUAAGCCUGUGUGCACUGAUGCACAAGAUGUCUGUGAUAGCAUAAAAUAAUAGCUUAGCACAUUUAACUGUGUAAUGCAUUCAGGUGACACAUCAGAUGAUUUUUAUAAGUCAAACAUACAACAGAACAGCAGUUUGAGUAGCCACAGAGACAUUGCACAACUUCAAUGUUUUCAUCCUCACUAAUUUUGCACUCAAAUUGAAAUUGAAAAAGCUUAAGUUUUUGGGUAUUAAGAUUUGUAUGCCUUAUAAGAUUACCAUUGCCCCAAAGUAAACAGAUGAAGAAGA
This is a messenger RNA of Megalobrama amblycephala (Wuchang bream), 2479 nucleotides long. RefSeq names its product gastrula zinc finger protein XlCGF7.1-like. The record is from RefSeq and is a predicted model, not a curated record. Lineage: Eukaryota; Metazoa; Chordata; Actinopteri; Cypriniformes; Xenocyprididae. Gene Ontology annotation, biological process: regulation of transcription by RNA polymerase II. The transcript has 3 exons. Bases 1177 to 2025 code for a protein of 282 amino acids. Gene Ontology annotation, molecular function: DNA-binding transcription factor activity, RNA polymerase II-specific; RNA polymerase II cis-regulatory region sequence-specific DNA binding.